Molecule: messenger RNA, 615 nt
Organism: Laccaria bicolor S238N-H82
Lineage: Eukaryota; Fungi; Basidiomycota; Agaricomycetes; Agaricales; Hydnangiaceae
Exons: 6
Coding region: 1-615 (204 amino acids)
Source: RefSeq, a predicted model, not a curated record
AUGCUCUCAAACUCCCCCGCCAAUGUCGCAAGCCCUGCAACUCAAGACCACUCCGGUGUUGGUAUCACAAACGGAAAUACCGCCCCGACCACACAAAGCACACCCAGCAAGGGCACAAAGGCAUGGCCCCAUCCGCACGAGCCCGAUGCCAACGGCAAACAUCCCUCAGGUGGAUUUCAGGGCGGGGGAAUAUCCAAGCGACCCACGACACAGAGCUUCGCUCCUCACAUCAUCGCUCAUCUGCAAGCGCCUGACGCAACUCUCAUCUGCAUUUCAGGGCGGGAUGCAGAUGGCGGGGCGCGAAACGACACCUCCAGCAAUUCCCUCCUGAAAUACAAAACCAAGGACUUAGUAACUUCCUUGUCGCCUCUUCUCGGCUCUCCUUUCAAUGAGCUUUGUUGUCUAAGUGGAUCCUCCAGUCAACCACGGCUGAUACAAGCUCCACAAGACGAAGCGCAAAGGCUCACAUCGAAAUUUGAGCAGAUGGAGCAACUGCUUGAGGACUCUGGCUUUGACUCUGUGGGCGAAUUUCGUUCUACAACCCAAGCCAUGUCUCUGGACAGCCUGAUCCAAGAGGUGUUUUUCAUGCGAAGUCUGUUGCUCGGUUUAUACUAG